Molecule: messenger RNA, 2127 nt
Organism: Clupea harengus (Atlantic herring)
Lineage: Eukaryota; Metazoa; Chordata; Actinopteri; Clupeiformes; Clupeidae
Gene: ankrd10a
Product: ankyrin repeat domain 10a
Cellular component (GO): nucleus
Molecular function (GO): protein binding
Source: RefSeq, a predicted model, not a curated record
UCAGCAUGUACUUUUUUUUUUUUAAAGUAACCGACCACUAAUGAUCCAAUAGAAAUCCUUGUUUCAAAAGGGCCAUCACGGAUUUUACAUGUUCCCAACUCGUAGCACAAAAGCCAUAUUUUCAGAUACUCCUGUUCGGGUCUUGCCUGUUGCCACUGAAGUUACACUUUGAGGGUGUGCGCCCGGUGUGUCUUUGUAUGUGUCCAUUCUUGUCAAACGGCGGCUGCAUAUUCGGAUUGCUUUCAGGAAAAAGCUCCACGGGGUGUGCUGCCUACAGUUUAGGCACUCUUUAUUAUUUUUACCCCCCAGAAAAGUUGAGGCAAUAAAAUGAUGUCGGUGGGCAUCGAAGCUGGAUUUUCAAACGAUGAGGUUCUCAACAAUCGUUUUCCUCUCCACCGCGCCUGCAGGGAUGGGGACGUCGGUGCCUUGUGUUCGCUGCUACAGUGCGCCACAAACCAGGCGGACUUGGUCGCUGAAGACUCUUUUUACGGUUGGACACCCAUUCAUUGGGCAGCACAUUUCGGAAAGCUGGAGUGUGUGUUGCGUCUGGUGCAGGUCGGGUGUGAGGUAAACGCAGUGACGACGCGCUUUGCCCAGACGCCCGCGCACAUUGCUGCUUUCGGGGGCCACCCUCAGUGCCUGCUGUGGCUCCUGCAGGCUGGAGCUGACAUCAACCGACAGGAUUACGUGGGUGAGACCCCCAUCCAUAAGGCAGCUCGGGCAGGUAGUGUGGAGUGCAUCACUGCCCUGCUGCUGCAGGGGAUCAAGCCAGAUUUGAGGAAUGCCAACGGGCAGACGGCAGCGGACCUGGCCCACGCGCAGGGCUUCCAGGAAUGCGCCCAUCUCCUCUCCAACGCCCAAAACCAGCUCAAUCAGCUCAACGGCUUGCUGAACAGUGGCCACCACCAAGGGCUCAAUGGCGUAGCCAAUAGAAAGAGAUUGCUUGACUGCUCUGAGAAUAAUCACUUCAAGAAGGCAAGGACAGGAGACAUGGACCUCCCCCUGAAGAUGCCCAAUGGUGCGGGAGAGGAGAUGGAGGGCAUGCACGUGAUGCACGUGGAGGAGCCAUUGCCACCGUCUUGUUCAGCAGGUGGCGCCACCAUCACACCGUCCUUGAUGAACAGUAACACACAACCCAUCCCAAAUUCUACCUCCAAUGGGGUCCUUGAGAUAAACCUGCCAGCCCAGAACGGACACCUGACUUCGUCCGACAGCAGCGGCACAACGCCACCCCGCCACCCGAACUCGGCAGACAUGUGCGGCUCCUUGCACCUCGCUGGCAGCCCCAGCAGCUGUGUCAGCCACCGUCCGUCCUGGGGGAGCCUUAACGGCACCUUCGCCAGCGAUUUUGGGGACCACCUGCAUUACGGCCACUACCACGGUUUCGGGGACACGGCGGAGGACCUCGAAGACGCCAGCAGCCGCUUAGAACACUCCAGCACCAUGAGGGUGGAGCAGAAGUACAACCAAGCGCUCCUGAACACCAUGCAGCUCUACCAUGGAUCGUAGAGGAGGAUUAAGAAGAGAGGGCAUAGCAGCAGACCAUCCAUAUGUAUGUGGUGUGGUGUGAGUGUGUGUUUCACGUCACAGUAGUGGCCCAUCACCAUCAGCCUUAAUUGUUUUGAAUGGUUACUGUCAUUAUGGUUGGAGUACCUUCCCUUUUCCCCAGCAAUUAAAGCAAUUAAAGUGGAAAGUGGUACAAUUAAUGAUAACACAAAGGGCGAAAAUGUUUUACUUGCAUUUUUUAUUUUGUUUAUGUUGGGCCAAAUUGCUUAGUGUAGACAUCUUUGUAUUACGAUGUAAAGCAUUUCUUUGUUUCUUUAAAGUGUGUUAUCGCUUAACUGGGUUUAAUAUGGAUCUCAUGGUCAAGCAUUAAUGUGUAGUUUGUCUGAGGCAAUGAGUGAAAUGUCUUUAAAAAAAUCAUGAAUGUCUAUGAGAAGUAAUUUAAUUUGACCCAUUUUAAAGGAUGUACUUUUUGUGCCUGUUUUUUUUUUUUAUAAAUGUAUUGUGGUUGUAACGUUCAAUUUUGUAUUGUUGUAAAAUUGGUUGAAUUGCUGUUACUUCCAGAGUGAAAUGAACUGUAAAACAGUUUUCGUGUAGGGAUUCUUUCUAAAGAAAAAAAAAACU